CUGCUGUGUUCUAAACUCUUCUCCCUUGCGAACGCAGACAAUGUCCCGGUAGCCGCACCUUCGUCUCUGAUCAAGCUCAGACUUCCACACCCUCACCAUGGCCUCCGCAAUCUUCUUUCUCGACCUCAAGGGCAAGACCCUUUUGGCGCGGAAUUAUAGGGGAGACAUCCCCAUGUCCGCAGUCGAGAAGUUCCCCAUCCUUCUCAGCGACGCGGAAGAAGAGAGCUCCGCCGUUCCACCAUGUUUCUCCAGCGAAGGCAUCAACUACCUCUACAUCCGACACAAUAACCUCUACCUUCUCGCCCUGACGAAACGCAACACGAACGCUGCCGAGAUCCUCUUAUUCCUCCACAAGAUAGUUGAAGUAUUCACUGAGUACUUUAAGGAGCUGGAAGAAGAGAGCAUACGCGACAACUUCGUCGUGAUCUACGAGUUACUGGAUGAGAUGAUGGAUUUCGGAUACCCACAAACCACCGAGAGCAAGAUAUUGCAGGAAUAUAUCACACAAGAGUCUCACAAACUGGAAAUUCAAGCACGACCUCCAAUCGCCGUCACAAACGCCGUCAGCUGGCGUAGCGAAGGCAUUCGAUACCGCAAGAACGAAGUAUUCCUCGACGUCAUCGAAUCGCUCAACCUCCUUGUGUCCGCAAAUGGCAACGUACUUCGCUCUGAGAUCCUGGGCGCAAUCAAGAUGAAAUGCUACCUUUCGGGAAUGCCUGAACUACGGCUCGGCCUAAACGACAAAGUCAUGUUCGAGACAACAGGACGAGCGACACGAGGCAAGGCGGUGGAGAUGGAGGAUGUCAAGUUCCACCAAUGUGUGCGGUUAUCACGAUUCGAAAACGAUAGGACUAUCAGCUUCAUUCCUCCAGACGGAGAGUUUGAGUUGAUGAGCUACCGAUUGAACACUCAGGUUAAGCCACUUAUUUGGGUAGAAUGCAUUGUCGAAAGCCAUUCAGGCAGCAGAAUCGAGUAUAUGCUCAAGGCAAAAGCUCAAUUCAAGCGACGGAGCACGGCGAACAAUGUGCAGAUAUCUAUUCCGGUUCCAGAUGACGCAGACACUCCUAGAUUCAGGACCAACAUCGGCACAGUGCACUAUGCACCAGAGACGUCGUCGAUAGUCUGGAAGAUCAAGCAGUUCGGAGGUGGUAAAGAAUUCCUCAUGCGGGCGGAGCUCGGUUUGCCAUCGGUACGAGGCGACGAUGAGAAAGGAGGUGGUAUGAUGGGUGGCUUCGGUGGUAGUAUGGGAGGCGUGGCUGGCGGGAAGGGCAAGCGGCCUAUCAGCGUCAAGUUUGAGAUUCCAUACUUCACAACUAGCGGGAUUCAAGUGCGAUACCUCAAAAUCAUUGAACCCAAGCUCCAAUAUCCUUCCCUUCCAUGGGUUCGGUACAUCACACAAUCCGGAGACAUAGCGGUCCGCCUUCCGGACGUGCAGUAAACACUCUUCAGAAGGGAGCAAGCUAUUCCAUGUUCAUAUAAAGAAUCAUUGGUCGGUACUACGUCUGGCUCCGUUGACUUGCAGAUUGCAUUGCAGGCGUCGAGGGUUUAAUAGCGUUAGGUUGCUUUGGACGAUCCGUAAAUGGAAAUGAAUUAUUGUCCACCACAUCUUACUCGAAAACAUCGCUCAUCUAACCGAUAUGUUUCGACAGAUUCG
This is a messenger RNA of Mytilinidion resinicola, 1654 nucleotides long. RefSeq names its product putative AP-1 adaptor complex subunit MU. Gene Ontology annotation, molecular function: clathrin-cargo adaptor activity. Gene Ontology annotation, biological process: vesicle-mediated transport; intracellular protein transport. The transcript is spliced from 6 exons. NCBI's taxonomy places the organism in Eukaryota, Fungi, Ascomycota, Dothideomycetes, Mytilinidiales, Mytilinidiaceae. Bases 98 to 1438 code for a protein of 446 amino acids. The record is from RefSeq and is a predicted model, not a curated record. Gene Ontology annotation, cellular component: clathrin-coated vesicle; clathrin adaptor complex.